UAGUAUAAUUAAUUGGUAUAGUCACUUGACAAAUGCCCUGUAAUGUGAAUGGACAUACGGAGAAAGCAAAAAUACUCAACAGAAAAAUGUGCAAAGCUUGGUUCGAUUGUAUAAUUAUAUAUAUUUUGAGCAAACCCCGACCUGCAAAACAAGUGCAAUAAUAUAAAAAGCGUUUUAUUGUUGUGCACAAUUGAGCACACUUGUCCAUAUUAUUUUCCGUCAGAAGAGCGGUAUUCGCCGAGAGAAUGCCACGUCCAGAGAGAUAAAAAGUGAGAGAAACGCAAUCUCUUUUCUCCUGCGCGCCGGCAAAGUGCCUCUUUUGUGGGCUUAAGGCCCGCUUUUUGCUCAGUUUGCCGAUAAAGACGCAGCCACAUGGACAUGCACAGGCUGAUCUACGAGGUGAAGCAGCGGCCCGCUCUCUGGGACUCGACGCAUCCGGACCACGCCAACCGCCCGGAGACCCAGCGCCUCUGGAACGGAGUGGCGGAGGCGGUUGGACUCGGUGUCGAUGUGUGUCGCGGCAAGUGGAAAAAUCUGCGUUGCAGUUAUCGCCGCCAAAACAGGCGAAGUGGUCUCCAGAAGCACCAACAAUCACCCUCGCCGGGUCACCAGUGGUCAUAUGCGGAGGCCAUGAGUUUCCUGGAUGGCCAGCGAUUGUUAAGGGAGGAUAGGGAUAGUAGCAACAACGAGGAGGAGGAGUUGGAGAGUUCAUUGAAGGAAGAACCCGACACCAUGAUGUCGACCUUCAAGAGAGAACAGGAACGGUCCUCGGCUCCCGAUGAAAUGGAGGCGGAUAAUGAUGCGCUGAUGCAGGAAUUCCAGAACGUUUCCACUCCGCAGGCCUUGCGAAGGCUUUCCGAGAGUAUUUCAUUGGCCAGUGCCGCGGCUGAGGAGCAAGUGCCUCCAGUUGCCUCCACUGGAUUAAAAUUUGGGGCCGGAAUAAGCCUUAAUCCGAAUUUAAUCCAAGGAAGUGCCAUGGCGGCUGCGGCAGCCAGCAGUUGUCAUUGUGCAAAGAGGGUGGAUGAACAGGUCAACUUCCUGGAAAACCUUGAACGCGAAGAGCAACAGCUGAUGCAGUCCACCAGUCAGGAUUUGGCCAGAUGCAAGAGUGUCCUCCAUGUGGGCGACUCCGAUUACAAUUAUCUGAUCAGCUUUCUGCCCCUGAUGAAGCAAAUGACUCCCAUUCAGAAUGUAUUCUUUAGGGCCAAAAUGGGCGAACUACUGCUUCAGACAAUGCAACAGCCGCCGAUGCAGCAUCAACCGCAGCAACUGGUGUUGCAGCAGCAACAGCAACAGCAGCAGCAACAACAACAACAACAACAGCAGCCCUCACAAAUGUUGUUGAACCAACAACAAAUGGCCUUGGAUCAGGCCCAAGUGAGCACCAGCUCCACAAAUUGGAACUAAAUCGAGGACUGGAACUGAACAGAUAAGAUAUAUACCCUAUAAUACAAAGGAACUGAGAAUAAGAGAGACAGCUCCAUAGUGCGCAUGUCCAGUGCACCGUGGACGCCCUGAGAUUAUUUUGGACUCUUAACAUUGCAUAUGAAUAAAUAUAAUACGAUUUUAUAAAUGUA
This is a messenger RNA of Drosophila rhopaloa, 1577 nucleotides long. RefSeq lists its product as uncharacterized. The coding region runs from base 373 to 1407 and encodes 344 amino acids. The transcript is spliced from 2 exons. The record is from RefSeq and is a predicted model, not a curated record. Gene Ontology annotation, cellular component: transcription regulator complex; nucleus. Gene Ontology annotation, molecular function: DNA binding. NCBI's taxonomy places the organism in Eukaryota, Metazoa, Arthropoda, Insecta, Diptera, Drosophilidae. Gene Ontology annotation, biological process: regulation of transcription by RNA polymerase II.